AUGGUGGCGGCGGUCGCCGUAGUGAUCGGCUCUGGGAAACGCGGGCGGAUGGACGAUUUCUAUGGCGAGGGGGGGAUUGCGCCGGAACGUAAGACCGACGCUGCGGUUGUCCUCUACCUCGCGGGGACGCGCACAGCAGAGCGUCAGUGCGAGCACCCCCUCUUCCUCAACAUGCUACGCGCAGUCGCCGAGGCCGGAACUAGGUAUGGCCCCCCCAAGCGCACGUUCGUCGGGGGCGUGGGGUUGUUGGAGUGUAAACAACAGAUUGAAAAGGCUUUGGAGCCCGUUACCAAGACGUGGCAGCAGAUGGGCGUGACGAUCGCCGGUGACAUGAUGACGGACAAAAGCGGGCGCGCGCAGAUGAACAUCAUUUGCGUGAACGACGCUGGAGCUGUUUUCACAGAGGUGGUCGACUGUAAGGCGGAGAAGACAAUUGGCCGCUUCAUUGCCGCCAUCUUGCGGCCGAUCAUCAAGAGGGUCGGGCUGGAGUACGCCAUCGCGCUUUGCAUGGACGGAGGUAGCAACUACAAAAAAGCCUGCAAGCUGCUGCGGAAGGAUUAUCCUCACAUCGAGCUCAUCCCCUGCCCCACUCGCGUGUUGGACUUGCUGAUGGAGGAUAUCAGGACGAUGGGGUGGGCGCAGGAUGUCGUCGGCACGGCAGACGACAUGAUAUCGUUCUUGCGGAAGCACUUGUGGACGCGCGUCUUCUUGCGGAGUCCCAAGCUGCACGGCGAGAAGGUGCUGCAGGUGUUGCGCCCGGCGGAGACGCGCUUUGGGACGAACUUCAUCGCAGCGUCUCGUCUGUUGGCCCUUCGCUCGCAGCUGACGCAGAUGGUUACGCACAAGGAUUCGGCGGUGAAAAGGGGGAAAAAGACGAUCGGUGUGGGGUUCGAGGCGUCGGUGAUGGAUGCAGCGUGGUGGAAGAAGGCGGAGUUCUUUGUGAAGUUGAUGGAACUGCCGUACCUGGUGAUGCGGAGGACGGACUCAGCGGCGAAGGGGAUGACGGCCUUCACCAAAAAGUACCGGAAGAAGUCCAGGAAGGGACAGCGCAAGUUGCUGGAGGAGGGGAUGCUAACUUACAUCAACGGCACGAGGUGCUUCGGGACGGAGACCGCAAUAAAGGGGCGGAAGGCGCUGCAGGACGGGAAGGGGGAUGUGAAGGUGUGGUGGCAGUAUAACGGCUGGGAAUAUGCCGACCUGGCGCGUGUUGCGCGUCGUCCGCUGUCCCAGCCCGUUUCCGCCGCCCCGUGCGAGCAGAACUGGUCUGUUUGGGAACCGGCUCGGGUCGGAGAAGGUGAGAAUGAGAGUGAGAAGGUCCGGGCGCACCCACUUGGCUGCCUGGGAGUGGAAAGAAGGGGAGAGGAGGGGGACAGAGGAGGGGGGGCGAAGACUUGA
Molecule: messenger RNA, 1395 nt
Organism: Closterium sp. NIES-65
Lineage: Eukaryota; Viridiplantae; Streptophyta; Zygnematophyceae; Desmidiales; Closteriaceae
Source: the annotation of a GenBank genome assembly